ACUAGAUCUGAAAAUAGAAAAUCAAGCUCAACUCUCUUCAGCUGGUAUGCUUAGACUAGAGCAUUCAGUACUAAAGUUACUACUGAUGAGUGAUUGUAUAAUGUGUUUGAAGCGAUUGCAUGGAACAGUAUUCUGUUAUAUUUGAUUGGUGAGUAGAGCAACCAACUAAUCUCAACUGUCCCCUCCUCCCCACACGUACACAAAACAAGGUGUCCGUACGUAACCAUCAACCGCCCACCUUCCCCCUGCCACCCUGGAGAGUAUGUGUUAUCCUACAGAGUUAGUUAUCCGGACACAGCCAAUUUUGGAGUAUUGUCCUCUCAGAGUAUCAGUGUACAACGUAGACAACUUGGCCUGGUGGUCAACCAGCAACCCCUACUCUGUAACACCACCUUUAUUCUCUACCCCUAUCCCAGUGUGAGCCUUGUGGACAUGAGCAGUGGCAGUGUUGUCGAGGAGAGAGGAUGGAGGAACAACAAUUGGACUGUCGUUGCUAGUAUCAGAACAGAUGCCGAUCGUGGCAAAGAAGUCGGGAGAUAUGAAGAAACUUACGCUGUUUUCAGAGACAUUGAGAUAAAAUCUGCUGGCGAUUACGUGCUUUUGUUUGAAGCGUAUGCCGAACCUGCAGAAGCUGAUCUAAGGUCGUCAACUGUGUACUCUGACCUCUUCACUAUUACCCAGCGUCAAAUCACAAAGUUAGAUAUCACUUAUGAUGUAGAUUUCAACACGACCAUUGGAGAUCAAAGAGAUGCAUUCAUUACUGCAUUCCUGGUCAAAUUCCGAUCUUCCUAUCCUCAAGUUGAGAUUAUUAAUGUGACCCUCACAGAAGGUAGCAUCAUUGUUGGUGUCACAGUAACAGCAGUUCAUUUUCAACGGUACAACAUUGACCCCAUUCAACGUGACUCAAGACCCAGCGUUCCCAGUGGUGAUCCCAACACUACCACCGAGCAUCCUUGAAGAGCACUUUGUACUCAUACUAGCCAUUGUGAUACCUGGUGUGGUGCUCAUUGUGUCAUUCUUAUUUAUGCUGGUCGUCUGUUGCUGUGUGUGUCAUCACAAGAAGAACAGGAAAUCACUUAAACUUGAGAACAAGGUGUCCUCACAUGAUUCAGAGGAAAAAUAUGUAUCCAACAACUGCCCACCUUCCCCCGGCUCUGUCACUGACUACUAUCUCCUCCCAGACAGAACUGGAAGAGAUGUCGACACCCAAUCCUUCGAAUCCCACGAGCUCAACUCUCUGGCCUCUACUCCAGUUAGUCAGAGGAAGACAAACGUCCUAGUCUCUGAGAGUGUGGAUGUCAAAGUCAGAGCAAAAUCUAUCAAGACUCUGGACGUGUUCUUUGCCAAUCCCAGUGCCGAGGAGGCACUAAAGGAUGAGAAGUUGGAGACACUAGAUACCAAUUUUGAUGAAGUGGUUCAUUUACCAACCACCAGCCAAAAUAUAUACUCCACCAAUACCAACGGCAGUACCAACAACAAUACUGUGGCAUAUGAGAGCAGGACUCCAUCUGCUGCCACUGUUGCCCACAGCCUGCUCCCACCCCCCUCAGCCACGCCCUCACAGUCCUCUGAGAGUACAAAGGUCAAGAAGUACGAGAGCAUGAAGGUGGAGGACAUUGAGAACUAAAUCACUGACACUUGCAAAAAAAACAUUAGUAGUGUACUCUAUUUAUUCUUGUAUGAAAAAAGCAAUGUUUUUUUGUCGU
Halichondria panicea is the source of this 1706-nucleotide messenger RNA. RefSeq lists its product as uncharacterized. NCBI's taxonomy places the organism in Eukaryota, Metazoa, Porifera, Demospongiae, Suberitida, Halichondriidae. Bases 1025 to 1627 code for a protein of 200 amino acids. The record is from RefSeq and is a predicted model, not a curated record. The transcript is spliced from 3 exons.